Molecule: messenger RNA, 3756 nt
Organism: Symbiodinium natans
Lineage: Eukaryota; Dinophyceae; Suessiales; Symbiodiniaceae
Source: the annotation of a GenBank genome assembly
AUGGCGGCUGACGAUCAGCUGCUCAGUCCUUCCGCGACGUUGCCGCACAACCUCUUGGAUGCGCUGAACAACGGGGAUGACGACCUGAUGGAUCCCCCGCCUGGCUUGGCUGAGCCGGCAGGUUUGGACGGGCCCGGGCUCGCUGGAGAGUGGAGUUGGAAGACUUCCGCGAAAGAUUUCGUGCCCGGCACGUUCGGAGAUGUUGGAACGGCUCUCAGUUCCUCAGGAUCAACUUUUGGAGGGUCUCACUCUCAUUCAGGACUGACUCGCUCGCCAGUGGUGGGACCGAGCACAAGCGCCAGUUCUGCAGCAGGGUCGCCAGCGCUGGGCCCAGUGGCUUGGACUGGGACUGGGAAGACCGGAUGGACGGGCAUGAACCCGGAUGGAUUGAUGCCCAUGGCUGUGGAGACAGAUGUGCUCGGAUCACCCAUUGCUAUGGAUGGGCUGGACCCGGCAGAAGCUCUUGCCAUGGAGGCCUGCCAGGGUGAGGAGGACGAUGCCGCGCAGUUCUACGUCCAGCAGCAGCUCUGGUGUUUGCAGCAGGUGAAGGAUCAGAUGGAGGUCGAGUGGCAGAAGGAGAGAAAAGCUAUGAUUGAUCAAAUAGCUCGAUUUCGCGCUGUGCUGACUCGGUAUUCGAUUCCGCUGGAGGAGGUGGAUGACAAGAUGGAACAGCUCCUGAAGGAGAUGCCCCCUGAGGAAGACACGCCGCCGACCUUCAUGACUGCCAAGGAUGUUUGGGAGACACAGGCUUGGAAAGGCAGCGGCAAUCCAAGACGAGGUUCGGGAGCCUCUGGAUCUUCCGACAUGCCGCUGGAUGAGCCACUGCGACGACCACCUGGAUUGGAAGAGAUCGAAGAAGGAGAUGUAGCUUCGACGCUGAAGGCGAUGUUCCCUCAUGCGAAGGUGCGUACCGGCUCAGAGGGCACAUCUGAACAAACUGGCAAUGAAGACGAGGGGGCAGACUCUCUUUCAGAUCCCGAGGUGAAGAGUCGCUUGGAGGUGUUGCAAACCAGUACCAGUAGCGAACUGGACGAUCGCGCCUUGAAGUCCUUGGGCUCCUUGGAGGCCGCCAAGGCUCUCGAGGUCCUUCAGAAGGUGGAAGAGCUGGUGGAGGCCCAGGGAGGAGAAUGCCGGAAUCUAUCCUCGAUGCUGCAAUCGGUCUGCCGCAAGAUGGAGCGAAAGAUGCUCUCGGAGACGAAGGCCGGCGUGAAUCCAGGUGACGAGCAAGGCACCUCUGUCAGGCCAAAGGCAGAGGAAAGCAAAGAGUACUGGACUGUGAAGCGCGUCGAGAAGGCUGCUGAGCGCGCCUUUGAGACGUGGUAUGAGGGUGAUCGCUGGCGACUGAAGUUUUCCAUGACAGGCCUUCGUCGGCAAGCGCUGGCAGGUACAGGAAAAGUUCUGAGGGCCACCAAGCCGAUACCAAGCUCUGCCAUUCUUGGAAGGAUGCGAACGGCCCCAAGGUUCUUCGUCAAUGCCGGGCCGAGGCUCGCGUCUCUCUCACCCAUGGCCCCGCCCCAGAGUCACAACCUGGAUUCCAUCGACGUCUCUUCCGGCGAGGAGAAUGACGGCGAGAAGCUACCUGGACUCUCUGGAGCCACCUACGACACGGGAUAUGCACACAAGCAUGAUCGUGAGACGUCUGUGCCUAUGGCCCAGGAGCUUUUUUGGUUGAAGCGGCAGGCACGCCGAACGGUCCUCAAGCGCCUGGCUGAGGAAGCCGCGGAGUUCGGGCCGGCGCUGCGGCGGAAGGCCGCAGAGCUGCGCGCCAGCGCUGCGCGGCGGCGCCUGGAGUUGCUCCGGGCUGGGCAGGUGGAGCAAUACGAAGCCUUGCUGUCGGAGACGAAGGACAAGCGGAUGCAGGAGGUCCUGGAGGAAACGAACCGCAUCAUGGCCGAGAUCGGGCCGCUCUCUCCAAGGCUGGACGAGAAAGUCGGGCAGCCCCGAUCAUUGCAGCACGGGCAGCUGAUGCCCCAUCAGCUCGCGGGCCUGCGCUGGCUGGCCAGGUUGGUGGACCAUCGUUUGAGCGGCAUCCUCGCUGAUGACAUGGGCCUGGGAAAGACGGUCCAAACUCUAGCGCUGCUGGCCUUUCUGGCCGAGAGCCGGAAUCAACCAGGAACGCACUUGGUGAUUGCUCCACUGAGUACCUUGCAAAACUGGGUUGACGAGAUCAUGCAGUGGGUCCCAAGUUUUCGCUACCUGGUCUAUCGCGGCAGCGAAAAGAGCCUCUCAGCCGUGGAGAAAGCUGUCAUCUCGCCAGACCGACAUCACGCCAUCAACCUGGUGAUCACGACCUACGAGACGGUGGCAAAUCGUUUUGCGUUCUUGGGCCAUCACCCUUGGCACUGCGUGGUAGUGGAUGAGGGGCACCGAAUCAAGAACUUCCAUGCCCGGAGCAGCCAAGCGGUGAGGCGCUUGCCAUGCCAGCAUCGCUUGCUUUUGACUGGCACUCCCAUCCAGAAUUCUUUGCGAGAGCUUUGGAGCCUCCUGUCGUUCGUGGCCCCCUCCGCCUUCAACUCUCUGGAGAACUUUGAGCAGUGGUUUGCCUUGCCGGCCCCUCCAUCAGUUCGCCUGGGUGCUCAGGAGGAGGCCGAGGUACGCCAGUUGCUUUCGGAGGAGGAGGAGCUGCUCAUCAUCCAGCGGCUGCACAAGGUGCUGCGUCCUUUCCUCCUCAGGAGAACCAAGGAGCAGGUCCUCACCGAUCUUCCACCAAAGACAGAAGCAGUGAUUUGGGUUCCACUGUCGUCUUGGCAGAAGGUGCUAUAUCGGAAGGGCCUCCGCACAAUUCAGCGUGUUGCAGGUCAGGCAAAGUUGAGUUCGGGCGGCGUGUCUGCCAACGCAAUGUCGGGAAUGGCCUUGCGAAAGGCCGUGAAUCAUCCCUUCCACUACCUGAGCAAGAAGGCCGCGUCUGGUCAGCCUGUGCAGGAGCUCAUCCGUGCAUCGGGCAAGUUUGAGUUCUUGGACCGGUUCCUCCCAAGGCUGGUCAAGUUGGGCCACAAGAUUCUGAUCUUCGCGCAGAUGCGGACAUCCCUUGAUUUGCUUCAACGCUUACUGGAUCACUUGGGCCUUGGCUUCUCGCGCAUCGAUGGGUCCACCGUGGCGAAGAAGCGCGCGGCAGCCAUCAGCAGUUUCAGAAGCGACGGCUCGAUUUCUGUGAUGUUGCUGACCACCAAAGCUGGCGGGCUGGGUCUGAACCUUCAACCCGCCGACACGGUGAUCCUCUUUGACAGCGACUGGAAUCCGCAGUCCGACCUGCAAGCUUGUGAUCGUGCCCAUCGGAUCGGCCAGACACGGCCUGUGCUCGCCGUGCGCCUCAUGACCCCCACGGCCAUGGACCGGGGACUCCUGGAGCGAAGCUCCAAGAAGCUGGAUAUGGAGAAGAAGGUCAUCCGUGCCGGACACUUCUCUGACACGACAACUGAGAUGUCCAAGUCGCUGCUUCUGCAGUUGGUGAAGGAGGCACGCCAGAGCAGAGGUGAGGGCGGAAGUCGCGCCCACAACCUGAUGGAGAUGAACCGGCUCAUGGCUCGGUCGGACCAGGAAAUGGAGUCCUUCACCCAGAGCGACCUCGAGUUGCUGGGUGUCACAGACGAUGCAAGCACGACGGAGGAGAUUCUGGAGCAGGCGGGCCGCCUUAUUCGCAUCGACGAUGUGUCCAAGCGGGCCUGCCGCAAGCACCGCCUCUCUGUGAGGGCCGUGGUGGAGAGCCUUCAAUCCACAAGCCCCAAGCGACGCCGCCUCUCCAAGCAGUCAUCCUGA